Photinus pyralis (common eastern firefly) is the source of this 1780-nucleotide messenger RNA. RefSeq names its product U1 small nuclear ribonucleoprotein 70 kDa (gene snRNP-U1-70K). Gene Ontology annotation, cellular component: U2-type prespliceosome; U1 snRNP; precatalytic spliceosome. Bases 406 to 1629 code for a protein of 407 amino acids. Gene Ontology annotation, biological process: mRNA splicing, via spliceosome. The record is from RefSeq and is a predicted model, not a curated record. NCBI's taxonomy places the organism in Eukaryota, Metazoa, Arthropoda, Insecta, Coleoptera, Lampyridae. Gene Ontology annotation, molecular function: U1 snRNA binding; mRNA binding. The transcript has 8 exons.
GUCCAUUGGAUGGAAAGGAACCGCCAUCCUUGUGGAGUUGGAAGUGCACGGAGAGGUAGAGGAUGAGUUCCCUAACCUCGAAGGAGCGAAGGCAGUAAGAGAGAUCAGUUGUCUUGCGUGGAAAGUGAGACUUUGCAACUUCAUGUAAACUAUUUGGGGAUGUUGAAUUGUAAUCGACAGUGUUGUAAUGAUCAAUUAAUUAUCUAGUAUUGGUAGCCCUGCGUUACCAAAAUCUUUUAUCUCGCAUAAAACUGAGCAUUGAAGUGAGACGAGGACUGUGUUUUGACGUGCACAGCUUGCAAUGCGCACGCAUCUUUCGUUAUGAAAGGAAGUGUCGACGCCAUUGUUUGAAGGCCCAUAAUGUUCGUCUUUUUAGUGUAAAAACAAGAAAAAUUCGUGUAUAUAAUGACACAGUUUUUACCCCCGAACCUGCUCGCGCUAUUCGCGCCGCGCGAUCCAAUCCCCUACCUUCCGCCCUCGAGUAAACUACCGCACGAGAAGAAGUCGCGUGGAUACACGGGGGUUGGCAAAUAUCUCCAAAAUUUCGAGGAUCCGAAAGAGACUCCGCCACCCACCCGCGUCGAGACGCGCGAGGAGCGCAUCGAACGCAGACGACGCGAACGAUCCGAACAGGUCGCAUAUAAGUUGGAGCAGCAGAUCGCCGUGUGGGAUCCCAACUCGCAGUCGAAUACGACAGUCGAUCCGUUUAAGACACUAUUCGUAGCUAGAAUUAAUUAUGACACAUCGGAAUCGAAACUUCGGAGAGAGUUCGAGAUUUACGGUCCGAUCAAAAAGAUCGUUCUAAUUCACAACACGUUAAACGGUAAGCCGAGGGGGUAUGCGUUCAUCGAGUACGAGCACGAACGAGAUAUGCACUCGGCGUAUAAGCAUGCGGAUGGUAAGAAAAUUGACGGUCGUAGGGUAUUGGUGGACGUCGAACGAGCACGAACGGUUAAAGGAUGGUUACCGCGGCGAUUGGGCGGCGGUUUGGGUGGUACGAGAAGGGGAGGUCCCGACGUCAAUAUAAAACAUUCGGGCCGAGAAGAUAACGAAAGGGAACGAGAGAGGUAUCGUUUGGAACGCGAAAGGGAGGAACGAGGUGGAGGAGGAGGAGGAGGAGGGCGCGAGCGUGAAAGGGAUCGCGGCGCUCCGGAGCGAAGGAGAUCGCGGUCUCGUGAAAGGAGGCGCCGUAGUAGGAGUCGUUCACGUGACAGAAAACGAAGACGUAGCCGGGAAAGAAUUCGGACCGAUGAGGUGGAGGAAGUGGAAGUGCGACCACCCAGAGAGAAGGACAGAGAAAGGGAACGUGACCGUGACCGAGACCGUAAACGACGCCGUUCGAAAUCUAGAGAGAGAGAUCGCGAACGGAAGAGAGAGAAGAAAGAGAAACGCGAGAGAGAUCGCGGAGAUCGAUUGGAAUAUAUUAAAACAGACGACGGGGGUGAAAUACGAAUUAAAGAAGAACCAUUGGAUGACUAUCCAGAUUACUCAAAAUAUCACACGCAACCUUUUAAUGUUGCACAUGUUAAAUACGAAGACGAGGAGGAGGAGAAGAAAUUUGAACCGGAUAACAGUCAUAACGGUAGCAACCAAUAUGAUGAUGAAUUCGAGGAGGGUGAAGCGUACUAGUUUAAUGCAAAUUUAUUUUAGCCAUUGUAGGUAUAUUUAAGUUGAGUAAACAAUAAGUAGGUAUGUCAUUUUUUCGUGAUCGUUCACGAAUUAUCUUAAAUGCUUGUAAAAAUGUGUAAGUGAUAAUUUAAUCAAUAGAACUUUAACGGUC